AUGGUGGAAGUAGAUUGCACCGAUGAAGAACUAAUGAGGGAAUGUGCGCAGAAAGAUCCUAAGUAUCCGAUUGCUUUCAACGGUACUUGUACUGCGACGGCGUACAAAGCAAUGACGACACCUUCUGACCAGUAUUUUACGAAUGUUAUAACAAAGAGAUCAGAUGGGAUUGACGACAUUGGUGAGGUGAAUUGGCCGACGCUACUAACAUUGGCGAUGAUGUGGGCAUUUGUUAUAAUGGCAUUGGUGAAAGGCUACGAGUAUAUGGGAAAAGUCGCCUAUGUUAGUUCAACAGCUCCCUACGUAAUAAUAAUGAUCUUAUUCUUUCGUGGAAUCACUCUCGAAGGCGCUUCUGAUGGAGUGCAUUAUUUUCUUGGAAAACCAGAUUUCAAGAAAUUGCUAAGCCAAGAGACAUGGGCAGCAGCUCUCAUACAGAUCUGUUAUGCGAUGAGCGUUGGAUAUGGCGGCAUUAUUGCGCUUGCAUCCUACAGUGACCGCUACAAUAAUUGCUACAGGGAUGCUUGGAUAGUAGUCUGGGGUGUUAUAAUUAUGAGUGUCAUUGGAGGUGUUGCGGUAUUUGCGACACUUGGCUAUCUAUCUCGUCAAAUUCACAAGCCUAUUGAGGAAGUGGUAUCCAGUGGCGAAUGUAGCUUAUCUCUAGCGUUUGUAGCUUAUCCUGAAGCGAUGGCAAAAAUGCCGUAUCCCGCACUUUGGGCGAUAUGUUUCUUCGCAAUGCUAUUCUGCCUGGGUAUUAGUACGGAGAUUGCUUUUGCUGAGACCAUUUGUACAAGCAUCUAUGAUCAAUGGCCAGUGACUAGAAAAUCCAAGUGGUUGGUGUCAGUGUGUUGCUGCUUGACCCUUUUUGUUUGCGGUCUGAUCAUGACGACUGAAAGCGGUAUUUUCUGGUUUACUGUGUUUGAUUUGUUCUGUGGUUCGACUUCUGCUUGUGUCGUUAUAACGGCGGAACUGGUGAUAUUCAUGUAUAUCUAUGGCUAUUCAAACUUCCAGCAGGAUAUCUAUGAAAUGUUCGGAGAGCCAGGUGGCGGAUUAUUGUCACGUUUGUUUGGACCAACUGCGCCUCUAUGGGGGUUCUGUUGGAAGUUCAUCACUCCAGCAAUAGGGCUGGUCAUCAUGGUGUUCACGAUGAUGCGGAAUGAAUUAACAGUGGAACAUCGCUCAGAAGUAUAUAAAUUUCCUCAGUGGGCAGUGGCAGUGAUGCCAACACUUCUUCGUUAA
Molecule: messenger RNA, 1236 nt
Organism: Ostertagia ostertagi
Lineage: Eukaryota; Metazoa; Nematoda; Chromadorea; Rhabditida; Trichostrongylidae
Source: the annotation of a GenBank genome assembly